AAAAGAAAAGAAAAGAAAAGAAAAGCCUUCUUCAUUUCUCUCCCUUCAAACAAACCCGUCUCUCCGAUCAUCAAAACUUUUUUUUGGGUAGAGGUGUGAAUUGUUGGAAAAGGACAAUAAUAAUAAUUUAGUAGGGUUUGGGUUGAGCGGCGAUGGAGUCAGAGGAUGACAUGCACGAUGCGAAUGAUGCGGAGUCCCUCGACGAUGACUUCUACAGCGGCGAGACCGCCUUGGACUCUGACGACGCCGAUUACGACUUCAUUGACAACGAUUCCGAUGAUUCCGACGACCUCCUCUCUCUGCUCCACCAGCAAAGCUAUACCAUCUUAAGUGAAGCUGAUAUUCAUCAACGGCAAGAGGAAAAUAUUAUGAAGAUAUCUACAGUGCUUUCUAUUUCAGGGGUCGCUGCUAGCAUCCUGCUCCACCACUAUAAUUGGAGUGUUAGUAAAGUGCAUGAUGAAUGGUUUGCAGAUGAAGAAAAAGUCCGUAGGGCUGUUGGCUUGUUGGAGAAACCUGUUCCAUUCCCAGAUGUUAGAGAACUGACUUGUGGGAUUUGCUUUGAAACCUAUCCUCGUGAUAGGAUGAGUGCUGCUGCUUGUGGUCACGGUUUCUGCGGUUCAUGCUGGCAAGGUUAUAUUAGCACUGCCAUUAAUGAUGGUCCAGGAUGUUUGAUGCUACGAUGUCCUGAUCCAUCUUGUCGUGCUGCUGUCGGUCAAGACAUGAUUAAUCUAUUGGCUUUUGCGGAUGACAAAGAGAAGUAUAACCGUUACUUUCUCAGAUCAUUUAUUGAAGACAAUAGGAAGACCAAAUGGUGUCCUGCUCCUGGCUGUGAUUAUGCUGUGGAUUUUAUUGUUGGUAGUGGAAGCUAUGACGUUACUUGCCACUGUUCAUACAGCUUUUGCUGGAAUUGUACGGAGGAAGCUCACCGUCCAGUUGAUUGUGGUACUGUGGCUAAGUGGAUUUUGAAGAAUAGUGCCGAGUCUGAAAAUAUGAAUUGGAUAUUGGCUAAUUCCAAGCCUUGUCCUAAGUGCAAGCGGCCGAUUGAGAAGAACCAUGGUUGUAUGCAUAUCACAUGCACGCCACCUUGCAAAUUUGAGUUUUGUUGGCUCUGCCUUGGUCCAUGGUUAGAUCAUGGUGAGAGAACAGGUGGCUUCUACGCGUGCAAUCGUUAUGAGACAGCAAAGCAAGAUGGAGUGUAUGAUGAAACUGAGAAACGAAGAGAGAUGGCUAAAAACUCUUUAGAAAGAUAUACCCAUUACUAUGAAAGAUGGGCUACUAACCAAUCGUCUAGGGAAAAAGCGCUUGCAGACCUGCAGCAGAUGCAAACUGUGCAUCUAGAGAAGCUGAGUGACAAACAGUGCCAGCCUGAAUCGCAACUUAAGUUCAUAACAGAGGCCUGGCUACAGAUAGUUGAAUGUAGGCGGGUGCUAAAAUGGACAUAUGCUUAUGGAUAUUAUUUACCUGAGCAUGAACACGCGAAGAGACAAUUCUUUGAGUACUUGCAAGGGGAGGCUGAGUCUGGGUUGGAGCGUCUUCAUCAAUGUGCAGAGAAAGAGCUACAAGUGUAUCUCAAUGCAGAUGAGCCAUCAAAAGACUUCAAUGAGUUCCGCACAAAAUUAGCAGGACUGACCAGUUCCAAAUCCCAAAUCCACGAAGCAGCAAUUUCCAAAACAGAAAGAAAAUAGGUAUAGCAGUCGAGAAUAAGCAGAGUGAAUAUGGAGUGCCAAACAAAAGAAACUUGGUUAAAAUGUACCAGAUAUAAUCAGUAUAAUGGGUUGUCACAAGCCAAAUUACUAUGUGUGAUAUUCCUACCAGCCACCAAAAGCUUAUAGGGAAAGCUAAAUAUUUGGGUGCAGUACAAGAGAAGUGGAAGUAUGGAAAGCUUGGUAAAGGAAAAUGUAAAGGAAGGAUCUUAGUGGGUAAUAGUUGGCAGACUACCUUGAGCCCAAAAGAAUGCAAUUUGUGGCUUCAGAACACUUGGUCACUCCUGAUGAAGCCACCCAAGGUACUGAAAUUAUGAUGAGUGGCAGCACUACUUGGGGAAACGCAUGGUGAAUGGUAGUAUGAAAGAGAGAAGAGGAUGAGAACAAAACAGCAUACCUGAGGGAUAGGCAGAGAAGAACAGUACAGGUAAAGUAGAAACAGAGAAGAGAAAGUAACAGCAGUGGGGAAAGAAACGGCGGCAGAGAAGACAAAAUAGAACCAGCAGCCGCAAGCGACAGAUGAAGAAAGCAGCAGGGCAGAGGAGAGAAUGAAGAAAAACAAAGAUCAAAGAAGAAAGUGGCAGUAACAGAAAAGAAAGAAGCUGCAGUGCAGGGGGUGGGAAAAGAGUGAAGAAGCAAGUAGGAAAAGGGAAGAGCAGAGAUUACAGUGAGAAAGAGAUAGAAGAGAAAGCAACAUGAGAAGGGGAGAGAAGCAGCUGUGAAGUUGGGUUUUUCCACAACAGUUUCAUAUUCAAAAACUUCAAACUAAAUAUCUGACCAUUUGUCAUUGAGAAUCGUAUCAUGAAUUGAAGUCCAAUUUUUGUGACUCAGGAUGCAUAGCACGCAACUUACUGCUUUUUAUUGAGACUUUCUUUCUUUUUUCC
Messenger RNA from Camellia sinensis, 2587 nucleotides. RefSeq names its product putative E3 ubiquitin-protein ligase ARI8. Gene Ontology annotation, molecular function: zinc ion binding; ubiquitin-protein transferase activity. Lineage: Eukaryota; Viridiplantae; Streptophyta; Magnoliopsida; Ericales; Theaceae. The record is from RefSeq and is a predicted model, not a curated record. Gene Ontology annotation, biological process: protein ubiquitination.